Molecule: messenger RNA, 2220 nt
Organism: Arachis ipaensis
Lineage: Eukaryota; Viridiplantae; Streptophyta; Magnoliopsida; Fabales; Fabaceae
Source: RefSeq, a predicted model, not a curated record
AUGGUAAUAUUCACAGAAUCAGAACAGAAUGCUCAGUCAGUACUUGAAUACUUGGCUUUGCUCACUGAUUUUCUUUUUGUUGUUGUUAAUCAUCAUGAUGAGUGCUUUUUCUUGUUGUUACUCAUUGUGGUGAACUUUGUUAAAAUUUGCACUGCCUAUGUUACUGAUUCACGGCUUCAUGCCUCUCGGGUUUACCUUCAUGACCCCACCGCAUUUCUUGCAUCUGUUGAUCCUACUCUUGUAACCUGGUUGGAGGGUAGUGUUAGAUAUCAAACCAGUGGCAUUACACGAGGUCUUACAAUACUGUACAACAAACAGAAAAGGUGCUGUUAUGCUGAGGAUGAGAUCCUGAAAACUGUGUAUCUUCGUUUUUGGGAGAUGGAUCCGUUGGAUAGUGAUUUUUUCGGAUCAGACUCCGAUGUUGGGUUCCUUAGAGGAGACGAUCUAGACUUUUUAGACGACGAUUCAGAGGCUGAUGAAGAUAGACCUCAAGAUAAGAGAAUAGCAGAGCUGUCACAAGAAGAUAUCAUGCAACUUCAGUUUACAGAUGAGGAAGCUGUCUAUCGAUUCUACAAGACUUAUGCAAUGAUGCACGGUUUCGCUGUGAGGUUGGAUGAAGUCAGACGCGAUAACGAUGGUUCCGUUGUUUCGUUCUACGAAAAGUACUCUCAUGAAUUAGUUGCUCCACUCGACGUUAGCAUGAUGCCUGAGUAUCGCACAUUCAGUGUCUCGGAUAAAGCUCAGGCAAAUAAUUUGCACGACAUAGGUAUCAGGACCUGUCACAUCUUGGGAUACUUGGCUGCUCAAAAAGGUGGAUAUGCAAACUUGCCAUUCAACCAAAAAGACAUGUACAACCUCAUUACUCAAUAUAGGAAGGAAAAGGUGAAGGGUGGUGAUGCAAAUGCUGCAAUAAGCUAUCUGAGAGGUAAAGUUGGGAACGAUUCUUAUUUCUUUGGCAAGUACACAUUAAGUAAUGAGAAUCGAUUGGAAAAUUUGUUCUGGGCUGAUGGGACUAACAGCAUUGAUUAUGAGUGCUUUGGGGAUGUAUUGACAUUUGAUUCGACUUACAAUAGGAAUGUCUACAAUAAACCACUUGUUAUAUUUUCUGGUAGUAAUCAUCAUGGGCAGACCGUCGUAUUCGGUUGUGGUCUUCUUGUUAAUGAGGAUAUUGGUUCAUACAAGUGGCUCUUGGAAACUUUUUUGGAAGCAAUGGGGAGUAAACACCCUACGGCAGUUGUCACCGACGGAGAUCUUUCAAUGAGAGAAGCAAUUAAACAGGUCUUUCCUUCUGUAACACAUCGACUAUGUGCAUGGCACUUACAUAGGAAUGCAUGCGAGAAGGUUAAGAAUAGUGGAUUUCUAAUGGACUUCAAGCAAUUGAUUUAUGCCAAUGUGAGUGUUGAAGAGUUUGAGGUCAGGUGGGAAGAUAUGGUGGCCAGGUAUAACUUAUCAAGCAACUCUUGGGUCGUCCAAACCUAUGAGAUGAGGAAUCUAUGGGCUCUUGCAUAUUUGAAGGACCAAUUUUUUGGGCAAAUCAGGACAACAUCCCAGUGUGAAGGGAUUAACUCUCUAAUAAAAGCAUAUGUGAGAAAGAAAGAUACCCUUCUUGAAUUCAUCAAUAACAUGGAGACCGUGGUUAGCCAUUACAGGAACAAUGAAAGAGUCGCAGAGUUCAAUAGUAAAUAUACCGCUCCAGUACUUGUGACUUCUUUGCCGACACUUGAAGAUUUUGCUGCAAAGACUUUCACUCGUAACAUGUUCUGGGAGGUCAGGAAGGAAAUUGAGGGUACUUGUGCAAUGAAUACAGAGUUGGUAAUUCAGGAUGGUGGAAAACUAUACUUCAAGUGUAACAUUUUUGGAGUGCCAGAGAUUCAUCAUGUGGUUGAGUUUGACAGAGUUCGGGGGAUUCUCCGUUGCGAGUGUCUGUGGUUCGAAAAUAGAGGAAUUCCCUGCAUGCAUAUAUUCGCCUGCCUAAAGCACCAACAUGUUGAAGUUAUUCCAGAAAGCUUAGUGUGCAAGCGUUGGACGAAGAAUGCCAAGAGUGACUUCAUGAAGUCAAACGUCGAUGAUCCAAGUGAUUCUGAUAAGGUACUAAAGUGUCGUUUGGGUGUGUUGGGUGCUGAGUGUUCUAGGUUGAUGGAUUUGGCCUGUAAGAAUUCAAGUGAUUUUGUCGAAGCAAUGAAUAGUGUUGUCGACACAAUUACAAAACUCCAAAAGUGA